This is a messenger RNA of Ananas comosus (pineapple), 957 nucleotides long. RefSeq lists its product as uncharacterized. The record is from RefSeq and is a predicted model, not a curated record. Bases 31 to 714 code for a protein of 227 amino acids. The transcript is spliced from 4 exons. Lineage: Eukaryota; Viridiplantae; Streptophyta; Magnoliopsida; Poales; Bromeliaceae.
CAUUCCCAUUCCUAAAUCCCCUCAAUCGCUAUGAGAAAACCACAAAUUCUACGUAUCUCUGCGAUUUCGAUAUCUCGCAUUUUCCUAUUUUCCUACGUCCUGCUUAGAUCAAUUCCUGGAAUUCUCUCAUCAAGGUUUGUUACUCUUGGCUCAAUAGAAAUUUUCAAAAAUCAUGAGUUGCUACCCUCAGAACCAACUGUUUAUUUUCGCUGUCAAGGAGAAAACAAGACGGUGUUUCCAGAUGUGAAGGAGGUAAACACAUUAUACACUUUCAAGGGUGAAGAAUCCUGGCAGCCAUUGACAGAGCUUCCAAACACGAAAUGCAAGCGAUGCGGUCUAUACGAGAAGGACAAUUUAAAGUCUGAUGAUGUGUACGACGAAUGGGAGCUCUGUCCUGAUGAGUUUGUGCAUGGAAAAUAUACGCAUUUCAAGGACAAUGAAUUUAAUGCCACAUUUAUAUGCCUCGCAUGCGGUGCUGCUUCUGGUUCUACUCAAAAUUCGAGCUCCAACAACGAGGCUGCGGGAAAUAAAUCUUAUGUUGCUCUAGUAAUACUCAUAUCAGUAUUGGCUUCUGUUGCGACUAUUAUCGGAGCGAUGGCCGUGUAUAGAUACUUGCAGAAGAGGAAGAGAGAACGAGAUCAAGCACGAUUUCUCAAACUCUUUGAAGAGAGUGACGGCAUCGAAGAUGAACUGGGCCUAGGGCAUGUCAUAUAGGAGAAACAGAGAUUGUUGAGACAAAUCUCCAGGUUUCAAAGUAGUUAUACUUCGCGAAGUCUCGGAUCUUGUAACAUCUAAGCACUUUUUUUUUUUCUUUUUUGCCCUUUUAUCACUAGACUAGCUACGCGUUUUUGUUUGCAAAUUUCAUUGAUUAUAGGUUUCGAAAUUUGUUUUUACUUCCCAAAAUUGGAUUGUAAAACAUUAUUGAUUAUUGCCAAAUGAAAAAUAUCUUCAAAAUUG